CAGAAACACACAUCGUAUUUUCUUAAAUUAGAAUGGGUAGUGACUGCCAAUUCUGGUGAUAGGAUGAUUCUUUAUAUCCAUGUACAAUGUAGUUGGAGUUCUGAUGUUUUUCCUCUGGUUUCCCUGACCGAAUGAGAUGAGUCUCAUUCGGUCUGAAGAGAGUGCUUGUGAUGACUCUGUGCUAUCCUUCAAGCUUGUGAAAUUUAUGGACUCCCGCCACACUUUCAAUUGGUGGUUUAAUUCUUCACCUUUUCGAUGUUUCUCUUCUCUUGAAGUUCUCCUCUGUAAAUGAUGAAUUUGAAGGUGUAUACAGAAGAACGUGAUGAUUCUUCUGUAUCUUUUAAUCUUCUUCUCAGGCUAUGAACUCUAUUCGUGAAAACAGAAUCUUUGACAACAUGAAGCCAUAUUACGUCUCCUCGGCAUCCCUAAUAGCAGAGUCGUGUAGCUUCCGACAUUCUGCUCGUGCAGAAGCCCAGCUAGGGACUUGUGAAGUCAAGAUCGGUUAUAAAGACUUGUCCUAGUUCAUGGAGCCACUGGAAACAUAGCGUGAGCAGGCCAUGGAGUCAAGUCCAUGGUCCGUUGAGAAUGAUGGACCACGUGCUCAUACCCUUGAGCCCAAGUCAGUGAGCUCGGACACCGAACAGUCCGGUGAAAGCUGAGGACACCAUCGUUCCCAACUGAAGCACCUUGUGUGUGAGUAGUAGUAGUAGGUUGACCCUUAGAAUUUCUUCUGGGAGACAACUGACAGCAUGUCAGCUGCUCUACCAGUUAGGCCUUACGUAUGGUAUCGAAAUGACAAGUAGCACUUCAUGAGCUCAAAUGUCAACUCUGACGCUUCUGUUGUCAAAUUUUCCCCUUGCCUUCAGUUUUCAUCAUCUGCUCUUUUCAUGAGUGGAUUUUCAGCUCUUGUUGGGAUCAUACCUGGCAGUCAUCUUCCCUACCUCUACGUCAACGUCUGCAAAUUGACAUCCUAGGUUUUCGAACUGCUUGAGCUUAAUGGCCGAGAGAGGUUGCAGCUCCUCUAUGUGCUGCGGGAGGUCGAUGGUGUUACGUUGAUCUAUUGAGGAGUUUUUACGCACUGCCUCUGCAUGAUUGCAUCGAAGGCUUUCCUUGUCAGUCACACAAUCUGUCCAAACUAAGAACUAAAUUUAGUCAUGAGCAGUAAUGAAGUGAGCGCCAGACAUGCAGAAGACGCAGUCAAGUUCAGGACUUGGUCAACUGUCAACAAGCCGUCAGAUCUCAGGGAAGACAAAUGAUGAACUUCCUCUGUCUAGUACGAAUCGGAACCCCGAAAAUGUCUAUCACAACAGAUGUCCUUUCAUUCUAUGACAUACAUUUGAAGUUUACAGCUAAUUCUGCAAAGACAGCCCCAAGUUCACGCAGUAGUUAGCUUCAUUGUCGAUUGAGUAAACUCUCCCCUGUCAGGAACUGAGCUGAAUUCUUGCCUUGAUUUGAUUUGCCUUGGUCAGAAAUUAGGAAAUACUAUCUCCGGAUCGUUGCAUAUCGGUCCUACAAUUCAUAUUGUCGCUUCCAAUAAAAGUCGGAAAUCGGACAGUAAAAAAUAUGUCGGAUCGCAUCAGCGAGGAUGACGAGAAAAUCGCAGUGGGAAUUGAUAUGGGCGCUAGAUCCUGCUGCGUAGGGAUAUGGCAUCAAGGCAAAGUCGAGAUUCUUCCAAAUGAGCAUGGGAACCGGAGAACACCGUGUUUCGUGAGCUUCACAGAGACGGAGAUUUUGGUGGGCGAGGCCGCCAAGGAUCAGCUGUUGGUGAAUCCUUCCAACACAGUCUUCGAUGUGAGGACUUUGAUAGGAAGGCGAUAUUCCGAUGCGCAAGUGCAGGAAAAAUUGAAGCAUUGGCCGUUCAGAGUGACGGCUGGGCCAGAUGACAAGCCGGUGAUCACAGUGAUGUUUCGAGGGCAGGAGACGCAGUACAAACCGGAGGAAGUCCUGGCUAUGGUGCUGACGAAGAUGUUGACUAUUGCCGCCACGUUCGUCGGGAAACCUAUCAAAACCGCAGUUAUCAGCGUUCCUGCACACUUCGAGGACUCUGAAAGGUAUGGCAUGAAAGCUGUUGCUAAGAUUGCCGGACUUGAGAAGCUCAAGUACAUGGUGAAGGAGCCGGUUGCUGCAACUUUGGCCUACAUGUGCAUCGAGAAUGUCGAGGUCAUGAGAAGCAGGGAAAUGAGGUACUUGAUCUUCGACUUCGGUGCCCGUGCAUUGGACGUAUGUCUCAUUGACUUCGAGGAAAACAUUUGUGACGUCUUGACGCAGUCCUCCGACCCGAGCCUCGGUGGUCAGAGCCUAGACGACCGCCUGCUGCAUCACUUUGCUCAGCAAAUCGAGAAGAAGCUUCAGACAGACAUCUUCGUCGACUCUGAAGCCUUGUACCGGCUGAAGUCAGUCUGUGAAGAGCUGGGAAGGAAGUUAUCCUGCAGCUCGGAAUGCAGCACUGAGAUGGUCUGGAAAGGUUCUGAGAUCCAGUUGAGCAUCACGAGGGACGAGUUCGAGGACAUGAGCAUUGACCUCGUGCAGAGCUGCAUUGCUCAGGUGGAGAAAUGCCUCUCAUACGCCAGGAAAUACAAGAUGGAAGUGGACAGAUUCAUCCUGGUGGGAGGCUCGUCCCGCAUUCCCAAGCUGCGGAGCUUGCUGCAGGACAUGUUUGGUAAGGAGUUGAAUGACGAAAUCAAUCCAGACGAAGUUGUUGCCCACGGAGCGACCAUUCAAGCUGCUCGGAAUUUGGACCUGUAUGCGAUUCCAGGCGAUGAAAACCUCUCGGGAGAAACGUAUUGUUUAAUAGGACCUGAUUUGAUGCCGUUCAAUCUCGGUGUGGAGACUGCCGAUGGGGAUUUGUCAGUUCUCGUGCGCAGGAAUACGUACAUCAAUAACAAAAUCACUGGCACGCAAUCUUUCUCCACACUUUUUGACAAUCAAACGUCUGUUGUGCUUCACAUUUACGAGGGCCAAUGCCCUUCAGCCAAAGAUAAUCGACUUGUAGCCACGCUUGAGUUGUCUGGACUCGUACCAGCUCCAAAAGGCACUCCUCAAGUCCAAGUAGCUUUCAGCGUCCAGGAAGAUGGCCUUCUGACGGUUGUUGCAGAGGAGAAGGAAGCGGGAGUCAGAACAGAAAUGUCCUUUCCAGCAUUUUCAUGGUCACACUCUUGUCUUAGUCGGAAACUGACAAUUGACCAGGAAACACAACUUCUAGCCGACGGUGAGGAGAAGAGAAUCUUGCGAGGCUUACCAGAGUACUGGGAACGAGAAGGAACGACAUCUCUGAACUUGCUCAGCGGUGCUUGCAUUCAGGCCGGACCUUGCUGACAACCUUGUGCAUUGCAAACCAAAGUUUCUCAGUUCCAGUUCUAGAUCCUGUGCUGCCUUCUUAACUAGAAGCUCUCUUGCGCUAUGUAGCUUCAGUACAUAGUGCCAUAA
Molecule: messenger RNA, 3426 nt
Organism: Marchantia polymorpha subsp. ruderalis
Lineage: Eukaryota; Viridiplantae; Streptophyta; Marchantiopsida; Marchantiales; Marchantiaceae
Source: the annotation of a GenBank genome assembly